This is a messenger RNA of Tetrahymena thermophila SB210, 1203 nucleotides long. RefSeq lists its product as hypothetical. NCBI's taxonomy places the organism in Eukaryota, Ciliophora, Oligohymenophorea, Hymenostomatida, Tetrahymenidae. The transcript has 7 exons. The record is from RefSeq and is a predicted model, not a curated record.
AUGAGUGAUGAUGAAAUAUUUUGGACUUAUGGAGACAAAUGCAAAAAGGGUAAAAGAGAAAAAGGAUAAACUAAUAAAUAAAAUGCAGAAAAUUUAGAGUUAAGUGAUAAAAAGUCAAUGACUAUGAAAUCUGAUUCUGACUAAAGGUUAUAUCAAGAACUAGAAAAUUAAAUACCUCAAUAGGAUAAUUUUGGAAAGGUUAACAGAUCAAACCAUAUAGGUGGAGUGGAGUUCUAGCAAGCUUAAAAGAUGGAUAGUAAAUUUUAAAACCCAAGUGGAAUUCGUUUUAGCUAAUAAAUUAAUUUAGAAGGCUUGUAAAAAAAGAAUAUGCUUGGGGCUAGUAAUUAAAAUAACUAAGGAAUGAUGAAAUAACACGAUGAAAAUCAUUACCCCAGAUAGGAUAUUUAAAAUUUUAAUUUUUCUUUUUCACCUUAAAAAGGAUUAAAAAGUGAUGGUAUGGGUUUAUCUUAAACUGUUACUAGCAAUUAUGUGUUUGAUCCUUCUUCUCCUACAGCAAAUACUACCUUAAACAAUAGAAAACGUUUUAACACAUCAUCUAAAAAAGUUUCUGAGUUUUCUCCUAGUAUAUACGAUAAGAUAAAUUCUUCAGAAUAUAAAUAUCAAAGAAAGGGAUAGUCUAUAUGGGAGGACCUUUAUAAUUGUGGUUAAUUCUAGAUGAGAAAAAUAGAAUUACUACAUUAAGAAAAGCUAAACGAAAUGGAUAAAGAAUGUAUUUUUAAACCUAAGCUAAAUCCAAAUAAAUACUUGCUGUAUGAAAAUAGUAACUUCUUAUAAAGAAACGAACAAUGGAAGGAGUUGGGAACUGCACAAGAUUACCAAAAAGCUUUGUAAUACAAUUUCUCAGAUAGGAAGGAUAUUCGUAGUUUGAAAGCAAGAGGGUUUGACUAUUUAGGUGAAAAUCAAGGAAAUAAUUCUUAUAGAGCUAAUAGAGAGGCAUUUUUAAAUUAUAACAAUCAAUUUAAUUAGAGUGAUAAAGAGUAAGAUGCACUUAGACCAUCUUAGCAAUCUAAGAGAGCACAUACAUCCUACCGUGAUAAAUCCUACAAUUAGAAUCAGGAAAAAAAUUUGUAAAAUAUAAAAUAAACAGGGGGCAUUGUUAAAUCUUAUUACAUUAGAGAAAGAGAAAGAUUUGAAAAAUGCAAAUAAAUGCUAAGUAAAGCUUUAAAAAAAGAUACCGAAUGA